This is a messenger RNA of Juglans microcarpa x Juglans regia, 2149 nucleotides long. Its product is annotated as midasin-like. NCBI's taxonomy places the organism in Eukaryota, Viridiplantae, Streptophyta, Magnoliopsida, Fagales, Juglandaceae. The record is from RefSeq and is a predicted model, not a curated record. The coding region runs from base 1459 to 1920 and encodes 153 amino acids. The transcript has 2 exons.
GGUGAAUAAAUUGUCCUAUGGGCAUUAGAAACCAUGCAAUUUUGUUUUGGAACCCAUUAUGCAUAUUUGUGCUAUAUUUGGCAAUGUUUUUCCUUUGUCAUUUCAACAAGCUCUGUGUGCACGUGCUAUGCAUGCUUGUAUGUGGUUUUGGGUGAUAACCUUUUUGCUAAAGUUAUGUGGAAAAUUGAAAUGAAGAAAUCAUCCGUGUAAUAAUGGUUCAUAAUGUAUUGGGAUUUCUUAGUCUAUCUGCUAGCAAGAAAAUUGGGUUAGAACAUGGAAUUCUGGGUCCAUUUUUUUAUUUGAUGGAAGAUUUAAAAAGGUUAUGGAGUUGAGUGAUGGAUGGGUAAAGGAUCACAAGCAUUGGGUGACAAUGUUUGAAAUGAAUUGGGUAACAUUGGAAUAAUCUCCAUGGGAAAGAUAUAACUGGUUAAUAUGCCCAUAUGAUGAGUAUUAUGAUUGGUUUUCAGGUUCAGUAUGUCCCUGAUCUAUGCUCUUAUAUAAACAUGAAGACUUUGAUUUUUUUUAUAUAGUUUGUCUGGGUGCAAAUCUUGACUUUUGGGGUAAGUACGCGUGACUGAAAGUCGGUGAGGAGCUCAUACUUCAUCCUCUUUCUUCCCUUGUCCUUGUGUUUUUCUUUGUUUCUCAUACUUAUUUUUUAUCAUUUGGAGAUAAUUCUAUAUAUCAAGAUGCGAGAGGAGUGCUAGAGAUAAACAUGAGGGGCCUUUAACAACUAUGUCUUGAAGGUGAUAUUGUGUGCAACUGGUACAAAUAUGUCAAGGAGGUGGGGGAUAUAUUACCAAAGGAAAGGGAAAGCUGAUGGCAAUGCUAAGUUGCUAAGUUGAGCAGUAUCUGAUCUUUCAGUACCUUCUGCAGGUUACUUGGGCAUGAAUACGACUGUGUUUCUUCUUUUGACUUUAUUUCUUAGUUGUAUUUAGUAUGUGGGCAGUUUGGUAAGCAAUUUAAGAAUUCUUGAUGUACGUGACAAUCUUGUUCACGAGCCAAAAAACAUAUGAUCAAGCAUUUAGGCAAAUCCAUAGAGGCACUAUGGGGGAAUAUUCCAAUUGCCCACAAAGACGCUAAAAAAAGAUAGGUUUUUCUAUAUUUAGAUGCACAAUAUGGGUAGUUUUCAUUUGAGAAAACAAAGCUGGUUGGCAAAUAAAACAACCAGCUGGAGUUGUUAAGAAUCUAUGUUUGAUUCAUACAACUCAUCGAUAACUGCUAAAUAUACAUAAAAUUCAACCAAUGGCAACCGUUCGUUGGACUCCUCAAAUCUUUCUUGGCCAUGGAAAGUCUGGCACCUGAAAUCAAAAACACCCUUUAUAAAACCCAUCCUACAUUCCCUAUGUUGCUCACAUCAUUUUCUUCUUUUCUUAUCUUGUUGAUCUUCGAGAGACCUUUCUCUCACUAACAGAGAGGUAGCGAGGAAGAAAGGUUCUUGCUGUUUCUCGAGCAUUAAACAUGGGUAAUUGUGGUAGUGCACCGAAAACCCAGGGCGAGGCUGAUCUUGUGCCUGAGCCUGCCAAGGAGGACUUGGUGGAGACCCAAGAGGAGGUUAAGGUUCAACAAGAAGAGAAGGAGAAUGAUGGAAAUGACGAAAAGCAUAAUGCUGUUGAUGAGAAGCCUGCCAAUGAUCAGGACAACGCGGCUCCGGCUGCCACCGCCUUGGUCAGUGAGGCUGAAGAAAAGAAAGAAGCUAAGGAGGAUGAGAAGACCACCGAAAUUAUAUCUGAAGAGACAAAAGAAGCAGAAAACCCAAAGACUGAAGAUCAGGUAAAUGCUGCACCAGAGAAAGUAUCCGAGGCUGCAGUUUCAGAUGCUGCAGAAGCUCCAGAAGCCAAUAAAAUGGAGGAGAAGACAGCAGAAAAAACUGCUACAGAUUCGGAAGCCGAGAAACUUGAAAAGAAGACAGCAGAUAUAUAAGAGAGAAGUCACAAUGAGAGCGAGUCCAUAUAUGUUAUUCAUCAAUAGUACUCGUAAUUCUAUAUUGGUAGAAAGAAAAUACGAUUAUUGUUUCCGUUUGGUUUCGAAGAUCGAAGGCAUGCAUGCAUGCAUUUGUGUUGGCUAUGGAAAUUGAGUCUUGAUGAUCAGUUUGUGGUGGUUCAUAAUUAUCUUUUCAUUCAGAAUAAUAGUUUUGUAAAAGGAUUGUUUC